This is a messenger RNA of Cylindrotheca closterium, 348 nucleotides long. Lineage: Eukaryota; Bacillariophyta; Bacillariophyceae; Bacillariales; Bacillariaceae. The record is from the annotation of a GenBank genome assembly.
AUGACUGUUGCUACCCACAGAUCUGCACACAACACCAAGAGACUGACUCUUCCAAUUUCGGAUGCGUCCUCUUCUAUCAUGAAGAACCCAGCUGCAAAGACGCCUCCGAUACACGAAGAAACUGAAUGUAGCAACAGCACCUGGGAAACUAUUGACAUUUUCCCUACCACCAUCGAGCAGAAUCAAUUACUUGAGGGUCAACGGGCCAAGAAGCGAUGCAUCGAAAAGGAAAGCUUCGAAAAAGAAACGACCACCUGGAACAUCAGCAGCUGUGACACUAUUGACACCUUCCCUUCCACCAUCGAGCAGCAAGAAUUACUUGAUGGAAAAUGUUGCAAGAAGCAGUAG